GCGACGGACAAACCUCGCCGCGCCCGCGCGGCGGGGCGGAGCCAGUAGUGGUACGGCCCCGCCCUCCUCGGCGCUCCGCAGGUAGGCGGCGGGCGCGGGCUGCCCGGCGCUGCUCCAGGGGCAGCGGACGGGAGGGGGAGACCGCGGCUCGGCGCCGCCCGUGCCGGGCGCCGCAGCCCCGGGACGCGGCCAGGCUGCACGGGGCGGCUCGAACGGGCGGGACCUGGUCGCAAGGAGCGCUUCCGGGGCACGGCCUGACCGCGAGGCGGCUCAAGGGGCGGGGCCUGGCGGCAGAGGCGUGUUUAUGGGCGGGGCCUGGCGGUGCAGCAGAUCCUCUGGUCGCCAUGGCAGCCACCAGGAGCGUGAUGAGAGCUGUCCGAGUGUUUGAAUUUGGUGGCCCUGAAGUGCUUAAACUCCAGUCAGAUGUGUUAGUUCCUGUUCCAAAAGAAAACCAGGUAUUAAUUAAAGUCCAUGCCUGUGGGGUGAAUCCUGUUGAGACGUAUAUUCGUUCUGGGACUUAUGCCAGGAAACCGGCUUUACCCUACACUCCUGGCUCGGAUGUGGCUGGGGUGAUUGAGAGUGUUGGGGAGCACGUGACUGCGUUCAAGAAAGGUGACAGAGUUUUCACCCUUGAAACACUUUCUGGAGGAUAUGCAGAGUAUGCAGUUGCUGCAGCCAACAGAGUCUUUCCUUUGCCAGACAAACUGGACUUCAGGCAGGGAGCAGCGAUCGGAGUGCCCUACUUCACUGCCUACCGGGCCCUUUUCCAGAAAGGCUGUGCCAAAGCAGGGGAAAGCGUGCUGGUGCAUGGUGCUAGUGGGGGGGUGGGACUAGCAACAUGUCAGAUUGCCAGAGCUUGUGGUUUGAAGGUUUUGGGUACUGCAGGAACUGAGGAGGGCAUGAAUAUGAUUCUGAGAAAUGGUGCUCACCAAGCCUUUAAUCACAGAGACCCGAAUUACACUGAGAGAAUUAAGGCAUGCACAGGGCCGGGAGGAGUUGAUAUCAUCAUAGAAAUGCUCUCUAAUGUCAACCUGGAUGCUGACUUGCAGCUGCUGUCCUGCGCAGGGAGGGUGAUGGUUGUGGGCUGCAGAGGACGCAUUGAGAUAAACCCAAGAGACACAAUGAGCAAGGAGUCCAGCAUAAUUGGAGUGAGUCUGUUUCUUGCAACUGAGGAGGAAAGGCGUGAAUGUGCCACAGCAGUCCUUGAUGGCAUAGAAGCUGGCUGGCUGAAACCUGUUGUGGGCUUGGAAUAUCCCCUGGAGAAAGCAGCCAAGGCUCAUGAAGACAUUAUUUGUAGCAGUGGUGCCCGAGGGAAGAUGGUGCUCCUUCUGUAAAGGAGCACCUUUUUCCAUUUAUUUUGCAGCUGUUCUAAGCUUACAUGGUUCACUGAAUGUAUGUUACAAACAUACCUUUGAUCAUGUUUGACAGUAGCAGAAAAUGCUCACUUAGAUGAAUUAGUUAUUAUUUUCUUUUUGCAAUGAGCAGAGUUGCAUUUACUGUAAAGUAAUUUUGGUAGCCUUUUUGAUUGAUGUGGAAAUAAUAAAUUUUCUCUGCUGGAACGGUUUGUGCUGCAGGGAAUGGUAGGGUUUGGUAUUAUGGUCCAUGUGAAGGCAGAGUGAGGCCACUGUAGGUAACACAGAAUGAAGAUGCUUUUUACAGAUACACGAAAAUAAAUAACUCACUAUGUGUGUUAAUUAUAACUGUAAAUUCUUUUAGCCACAAAAUUUGUACUCAAAUUUUGUACUCAAAUUUUGUCACAUAAUUUACUUGAAAUAAAAUCUUUU
Messenger RNA from Vidua macroura (Pin-tailed whydah), 1784 nucleotides. RefSeq names its product crystallin zeta (gene CRYZ). Lineage: Eukaryota; Metazoa; Chordata; Aves; Passeriformes; Viduidae. Bases 345 to 1334 code for a protein of 329 amino acids. The transcript has 9 exons. Gene Ontology annotation, cellular component: cytosol. The record is from RefSeq and is a predicted model, not a curated record. Gene Ontology annotation, molecular function: quinone reductase (NADPH) activity; zinc ion binding; mRNA 3'-UTR binding.